AAUAAGUAAACGAAGUAAUAAACAAGUAAAUGUAGAAGAAAGAAAAGGAUCAGGGAAUAAAGAAGUCAUCCAGCGGAAGAAGAGAACAAUGAGUGACGAUGGUCCAAAACUAAAGCACAGCUGAAACAAUUCAACAAAGCCAAAGAUUUCUCAUCUCACCCAUCAAUGGAUACUCCCGCAGCUCCUCCUCCUCCUCCUCCUCCUCCUCCUGAGCCUCCGAAGGUGCCCUAUGCCAGACGCUACAAGUUCUUGUGGCCACUUCUCUUAACUGUAAAUCUUGGUGUGGGAGCUUAUCUAUUUAUGAGGACAAAAAAGAAGGAUAUGGUAAUAGACAAUGACAAAGCUGUAGUCGAUGUCCCGUCUACUCCAACUGAAAGUAAAACUACAGUUACCGAAAUAUCAUCACCCACUCCAGUGAAAGUAGAGCCACCAAAGGUGCGCCCACCUAUCCCGCAGGACCAGCAGCGUGAACUGUUCAAGUGGAUAUUAGAAGAGAAAAGGAAAAUCAAGCCCAAGGAUAAGGAGGAGAAGAAACGGAUUGAUGAAGAGAAGGCCAUUCUCAAACAAUUUAUUCGAUCAAAGUCCAUCCCAAGUCUCUAAGUCAGAAACUUGCAUUCUGGUUUGAAAAUUUAAGGAUUUAUCAGAUUUGAUUUUCUUUAUCUUUUGUUUGUUCUAGCCUGAUUCUUGAUUUUUAUUUCUUGUGUAGUAUCAACCAUCAAAUGCUUCACCCUCUUUAUCAACAAGUUUGUAUUUUGGAUGAAAUCCUAUAGAAUGCUUAAAUUUUUUUCUGUA
Messenger RNA from Macadamia integrifolia, 792 nucleotides. RefSeq lists its product as uncharacterized. The record is from RefSeq and is a predicted model, not a curated record. The coding region runs from base 166 to 600 and encodes 144 amino acids. Lineage: Eukaryota; Viridiplantae; Streptophyta; Magnoliopsida; Proteales; Proteaceae. The transcript is spliced from 3 exons.